UCAUACGGGAUAAAUAAUUUGUUAGAGCAGGGUAUCGGUUUCCUUUAAAAGGUUCUUAUCAAACGAAUUAUUUGGAAUUAAGCAGCUGUCGAGGUUUAUUUUGUCCAUUAGUAUAUGCGUAUGUGCUGAGUUAUUCUGCCUGGAAUAGUCUUUAAAAGGGAAUCAAACUACUCUCGAAGCUUAUUAAUUUGGAGAAGUUUCAGCCAGCAGUUUGUUUUUCAUCAUCAUUAACCAAGUUAAACGCUGCACGCAUAAUAAGUGGCGAAGAAGAACUUGCCAAUCAAAGCACUGGUGAAAUGUGACGUGCGAUGUGAGGUACAACUCAACCCCCCUGAUUUCCUGCCCUUGACAUUCGGAUGUCUAGAGCCAUCACCGGUGUUGCCCUCGUCAAGCUUGUCCCGUGACAACCUGGCAGUGCCCAUUACAGGACAUGCCACAGCCAGGCACUAAUGGAAUGGAACCUGCAUUUGGUGAGGCAUACGGGACCCACAGAUGCCAUCUGACUUCUGAUCACUUAGCAGCCUCGCUCCUGGGUAGGAAAUUAGAGCAUGGGCAGCUGGAGUGCCCUGAACAUGUGGUUCUGAUGUUGGGGUCCCCCGCAAUGCCCCGGAAACGGCCAUUCGAACUCCUCAGUGACCUUGUGGAUGAUGGGUUCGGUGAGGAGCUGCACCCAGAACGCUGGGAUGUCUCCGCUUUAGAUGACAUUACCUGCUGCACCAAAGCCGGCCUGGAGGCAGAGCUAGGAAGUAUUGAGGGAGUGCUGGCGGACGGGAAGAAUGACAUCAGAGGAAGAGAGGAGUCAACAGAGCAGGCCUUGAGCUCAGGGAGCCAGCAAGGACAAGGCCAUCCUGCUCGGCACCCGACUGGCAAAAUGAAAGCGGCCGGGGAGGAACUGAAUGAAGAGGCAGAACCAGAGCUGCCAGGACAUCGGAGCACAGCAGGGAAGCAGACAGGCCAGGGGCUGGAAUCCACUGCAUUGCCACAAUCCAUUUCCGAGCACUGCAGCGAGGAGCACAACUAUUCCCUACAGGCACACCAGGAUUCGGACUCCAGCCAAGGCUCGGACACUGAGGCGGGAGACGAGGAGGAGGAUGGAGAGGAAGAGGAGGAGAUCGGGGAGCAGGGAGAGUCUAGCUCCUCAGGAAGUGAGUCUGACACUGACCUUGACGGCAGCCUUGCUGAAAGACCGCUGAAGCGCAGGUGCUUUUGGGAGUACAGCCAUGGGCACGAGACAGCUAAUAAGAGACAGCAAAGAGAGCCCUUCGCUUCCUGGAACUCCAGCACCCUGCCCAGCACGCUGUACCAGAGAGAGGGAGCCUUAGCCUCUGGAAGGAAGGGUCUGCGAAAAGCUCGUAAGACCGAUGCGAGUGAUCUGACGCCUAACCCACAGAAAUUGUGCAGCAUUGGAGAGCAACUACACAACCUGAACAGAGCCAUUGAGGACAUCCGGCCUGUCAAUGACCUGCCUGUGACAGCCAGGGCCCGUUCCCGCAAAGAGAAGAAUAAGCUGGCCUCCAGGGCGUGCCGUUUAAAGAAGAAAGCACAGCAUGAAGCUAACAAGAUCAAGCUGUGGGGGCUGAGCCAGGAGUAUGACAGCCUGCUGGCGGCACUGCUGCGUAUCAAGGAGGUGAUAAGACAAAGAGUGGAAAACAGUGAUGGCGCAGAUGGGAUGGGGAUGACUGAAAAGCUGGAGGAAAUACUGAAAGAAUCCACAGGGCCACAGGUGGCAGGACGGACCAAAGAGUUUGUUGAGAGGAUGCUGGUGUGCAGUGCGACGGGACAGCUGGCUGGAGCAUCGCAGCGACGGGGCUGCACAGACUGACCCCUGAGCCUGCUUCUCUGCUCCACGCGUUUGCACUUUCUGACUUGAGAGGAGGCGGGGCGAAGGAGUGGUGUUGAUUCUGAAAACUCCAUACGGUAGCAGUCUCAAGUCUCUUGCUGAUUUCUUUCAGUUUGUGUUUCAUUGACUUUGGUAUUGCUGUUUUAGCUCUCCCGACACUGUUUGUUGUGGGCUAGCUGCUAGGUUUCUUGUGUGUACAUUUCCCCCACCAUCUAAACAUUUCUAUCCCAUCAUGCCUCAAAACUCAGUGUUCACUGCUUGCAAGACGUGUGUGAUGAGUUUGGGCUUUUAAUUUGUGGUGUGUGCAACAGGAAGUAAACAAGAACAGGAUGCUAGAACCAAGGUGAGUGUCUGUAGCCCGGUUGAAUUGCUGUUUGCAGAUAAAUUGGUGCUACUGAAGUUCAGAUGCUACUAAAUUUAUUUCUCAAUGUACAAUUUUGUAGGAUAAUACAGAAUGUGAGGACUGCUUAUUUAAUAAGAUGCAGAAAUGUAUUAUGACAUGUGUUUGCUUUUAACUUUAAGGAAGAUGUAACGUUUGUGUAAAAGGGAGUAAUUGAUCAGAGUUUAAGAUGUGAACUACUGGAUCCUUAUGAGUCAAUAACCUGGAGGUGUAGGGUUGGCCUGUCAGGCUCAGUAUUAAUGGCUGGAUUACCUGUACAGAUGACAUACUUAGACUUUAAAGAACGAAUACUCCAACAAACACUACAUUUAGCACAUUUUCAUCAAUUGUAAAAUAUAGUUAAAAAGCUGGAUUUUAAUCCAAAACUGUUCAAAAGAAAUGUUGAAAAAAUUUCCAGUGAUCUAAAUGACUACUUUCUCAUGUUCAACAUGUCAUCACUUUAAAAUAUUUUGUAAGAGCAGUAUUAUUUAACAAUUCUACAGAUCCUAAUCAAGCAGAAUUCCAAAUCAUUUACAGUCCAUACACUAUGAAAUGGAGUAUCCACAUUCACACAAAGCAGGUGCCAUAAAAAGGUCAGCAUCAAAAAGUGCUGUGGGAUUAUGCCUUAGUUAUUUCCUGAAGAUUAAUUUGCACUUCAUUUGGUUUUUAAUGUGAAACCUGAGUAUGUAGGUAUCUCUCUAGAAUCCAGGCUCAUGUGUAAGGGCUGAAAGUAAUACAUCAUUAAGAGUAUAUUUCUGUGCCUUUGAUACAAUCAAUGAUAAAACCAAACAAAUUUCCAGAAUAUAUUCUAGUCAUUAGAAAAUAUUAAAAGAUCCCACGCAGGUUUAUCUUGGGCCAAGAAAUCCUACUAAAAUGCUUCACAAAAAAGGACCUGCUAAUUUAUACACUGUAUUGUGUAUAUAUACAUAUGACAUCUAGUCUCAAAGCACCAAACACUCUGCUGUUAUUGCCCACUACCCUCACUGCCCAGUGCAUGUUCUCAGCUCCUUUGCAUAGAGUCUUGGGGUCUCUAAAAAUGAAGUUAUUUCAUUAUUUCUUAUGUUGGAUCUUAAAACCAAAUGUGAAUAAGUAAUAAACAGUAUUAUAUUUAUCGAAUUUGAUUCUUUUAGAGAAAAACAAAGAUCAUCCCAAAUU
Messenger RNA from Lepisosteus oculatus (spotted gar), 3374 nucleotides. Its product is annotated as CREB3 regulatory factor-like. Lineage: Eukaryota; Metazoa; Chordata; Actinopteri; Semionotiformes; Lepisosteidae. Gene Ontology annotation, cellular component: nucleus. The record is from RefSeq and is a predicted model, not a curated record. Gene Ontology annotation, biological process: regulation of transcription by RNA polymerase II; response to unfolded protein. Gene Ontology annotation, molecular function: DNA-binding transcription factor activity, RNA polymerase II-specific; RNA polymerase II transcription regulatory region sequence-specific DNA binding.